AUGAACCUGACGGAGUUUAACCAGUCUGAUCUCUGUGAGCAUUUCUCCUGUCCAGAGAGAUCUGGAUCUCCUGCAGUUUAUAUCUUACUGUACGUGUGUUCAGCUGCUGUGGUUCUUCUAACAGUGUGUGGAAAUAUGCUCGUCAUCAUCUCUGUUCUUCACUUCAAGCAGCUUCACACAGCGACAAACAUGCUCGUGUUCUCUCUGGCUGUGUCGGAUUUCCUCAUUGGUGCUUUUGUAAUGCCGCCGAUGUUAAUCUGGACGAUCGAGUCAUGCUGGAUUUUUGGGAGAGAUUUCUGCAUCAGUUUUUGGUUAAUUAGUGGUUUCAUUGCAAUCUCGUCCAUCUAUAAUAUCGCUCUGAUCGCUGUGGAUCGGUAUUUGGCUCUCUCAAACCCCUUCCUCUACAUGAACAGAGUGUCUGUGAGGAUCACUGGUAUUGUAAUUGUAUGUGUCUGGUGUGUGGUGCUGGCCUAUAUCUCAUUACUCUUAUAUUACAAUGGAAACUUUCUGAAUUUUGUAAUGUGUCCUGGAGAGUGUUUUAUCUUUCUGAAUGAGGUUUUGUCUGUAAUUGACCUUAUAUUUUCAUUUACAUUUCCACUCUCUAUCAUAAUCAUAUUGUAUACUCGAGUGUUUGUGAUUGCUAAGAAACAUGCCACUGCUAUCAGAGAGCUUAAUAAUCACACACGGCCUAAAACACAGAAAAUCACCUCACACUCGAUGAAAUCUGAGAGAAAAGCAGCUAAAGUCCUGGGCAUUUUAGUGUCUGUGUUUCUGAUGUGUUUACUUCCGUGUUUUAUUUACAGUUUAUUAGGUGAUGUUAUUGAACUACAGACGGAAACAUUUCAGAAACUUGUGAUUGUGCUUUAUCUUAAUUCCACCAUUAAUCCGGUUAUUUAUGCUCUGUUUUACCCGUGGUAUAGGAGGUGCAUUAAAUUAAUUAUAACUCUGCGAAUAUUCCAAACUGACUCUGCUUUAAUCAGUAUUCUUUCAUAA
Molecule: messenger RNA, 993 nt
Organism: Ictalurus punctatus (channel catfish)
Lineage: Eukaryota; Metazoa; Chordata; Actinopteri; Siluriformes; Ictaluridae
Product: trace amine-associated receptor 13c-like
Exons: 1
Coding region: 1-993 (330 amino acids)
Biological process (GO): G protein-coupled receptor signaling pathway
Cellular component (GO): membrane
Molecular function (GO): trace-amine receptor activity
Source: RefSeq, a predicted model, not a curated record